AUGGGCGAACAACAAACCCAAUCCCAGCCUCACUCAGAGGCCCAGCCCCAACCGGAUUCCCCCUCCUCCGCCGCCGCCGCUCCCGACUCCAUCACCACAAUCGAGACCGCCACCGUCUCUUCCGUCACUCUCCUGCCAACCGAACUCACCGCCGUCCCUCCUCCGCCUCCUCACUCCACCCUAUCCCCUCUCGCCAAAAUCCCCUCCCGCCCCCGAAAAAUCCGCAAGCUCUCUCCGGACGGAGCCACUCCGACCGCCCCCGCUGCCGAGGAAGUUCAUACCACCACCGCUGCCACCCCGGCCGCUAGAACCGCCGCUGCGAAAUCAUCGAGAACAACCAAGGCUGCGAAUCAGCAGCGCGCCCUAGUGGUCGGGCCGAGGGUAAUCGCCAGAUCCUUGUCCUGCGAAGGAGAGGUCGACAUCGCGGUUCGCCACCUCCGUCAGUCGGAUCCUCUUUUGAGUUCGCUAAUCGAUCGCUACCCGUCCCCAACCUUCGACACCUUCCACACGCCGUUCCUCGCCUUGACCCGAAGCAUCGUCUACCAGCAGCUCGCUUUCAAGGCCGGGACCUCGAUCUACACCCGCUUCAUCUCCCUCUUCGGGGGCGAAUCCAACGUCUGCCCUGAAACCGUCCUCGCCCAAUCCGAGAUACAGCUCCGUCAAAUUGGGAUCUCGGGGAGGAAAGCCAGCUACCUCUACGACCUCUCGAGGAAGUAUCAGAAUGGGAUUUUAUCAGAUUCCUCGAUUGUGGCCAUGGACGAUAAGUCGCUGUUCACGAUGCUGACCAUGGUGAGUGGGAUAGGUUCGUGGUCUGUCCACAUGUUCAUGAUCUUCUCGCUUCAUCGGCCGGAUGUUCUGCCGAUUAACGACUUGGGGAUCAGGAAAGGAGUGCAGAUGCUGUACAAUUUGGAGGAUUUGCCCCGGCCGUCGCAGAUGGACCAGUUGUGCGAGAAAUGGAGGCCUUAUAGGUCUGUGGCCUCGUGGUACCUGUGGAGAUUUGUGGAAGCGAGGGGAACUCCUUCUAGUGCCGUUGCAGUGGGAACUGGUGGUGUUGGAUUGGGGCAGCAACAAGAGGAACAUCAGCAGCAGCAGGAACUCCAGCAUCAUCACCAUCAACAGCAGCAGCAGCAGCAGCAGCAGGAAGACCAGCAUCAUCACCAUCAGCAGCAGCCGCAGCUUCUGGACCCCAUUAGCGUUUACAAUCUCGGGUAA
Linum tenue is the source of this 1212-nucleotide messenger RNA. The record is from the annotation of a GenBank genome assembly. Lineage: Eukaryota; Viridiplantae; Streptophyta; Magnoliopsida; Malpighiales; Linaceae.